Molecule: messenger RNA, 1767 nt
Organism: Ilex paraguariensis (yerba mate)
Lineage: Eukaryota; Viridiplantae; Streptophyta; Magnoliopsida; Aquifoliales; Aquifoliaceae
Source: the annotation of a GenBank genome assembly
AUGAAGUACCUUGUCAAUCUUGAUCCAGUUAUGGAUGCAUUUCCAGAGUCCAUAUUAGGUUUGCAUUAUUACAAAUUUCUUAUACUAAAUCUUCUGAGGAGGAAUGAUGAUAAUGAGUCCUUUCUUGUGUUGGGCAUACCUGGUAAAGCCAUUCGUUACAAUAUCAAGGACAAGACUUUCAAGAAGCUUUGUGACUUUCCCCCAGGUCAUCUAAAUUUUGAGCCUGACCAUGCCCCAAUGUCUGGAUCAUCUGGACUUAAGGUAAGCUGUGAUGGGGCCUUCAAGGGUGAAAAUGCUGCAGUGGGAAUAAUUGUAAGCGACAUCAACGGUAAGUCACAGUCAACGUCCGUGAAACUGCGCGCCCACCAAUUUAUACACAAAGUCCUCUCAUUCCGGCGACAGCCCAACACUGACACCACAAAAUCUGCCACAAUUAUGGCCGCCGAGAGCAUACCAUCGGCCCAUAGAGUCACCGGCGACGACGACCUCUUGACGGGGAUACUAAUCCGCCUACCCACAAAACCACUCCUCCGUUUCAAGUCCGUUUCCAAACACUGGCUCUCUCUCAUCACCAGCCCAUAUUUUUAUCGCCGCCGAAGCCAAGGCAUUACCACUCCCUCCGGCUUAUUCUUGCGCCGAUAUUCUUCCCCGAAACAUGACUUUAUCCCCCUGGACGGUACAAGCGCAACCAAACCCCACUUCAGAACUCUCAAUAUUGUCGAACGCGGUGGUAUACAAAUCUCGCAAUCUUGUAAUGGUUUAUUGUGUUGCUUUACCGUUCAAAGAACUAAUGCUCCGUGCAAAUAUUAUAUCUGCAAUCCUACUACCCAAAAAAUCACCACACUUCCUGAUCCUAGUGGUCGGAUUUUCAAUUACACUCGCGGUGUUCAAUUGGCCUUUGAUCCGUCGAAAUCAUCAUGCUACAAAGUUGUUUGUGUUUAUUCCGCCGUGGGACUGUCUGGCCAUUAUGAAAUUGAAGUAUAUUCAUCUGAAACCGGCAUUUGGAGUCGCUCUGGUAAUCCUUUCCGCUCAUCUGUUAAAUUUAAGCAAGGGGUUUUCUGGAAUGGUGCUAUUAAUUGGUUCAGCUCCUCGGAUGAAUUUUUGUGUUUUAAUGUUGACGAAGAACUCCUUCGAACACUGUCAAUGCCACCAGUCCCCAGUGGUGGUGAGAGGAGGUUCGUUAAAUACUUCGUGGAAUCUAAUGACCAUUUGCAUCUUAUUGAGAAUUAUGGUCCUCCUACGUCACAUGUCAUUGUCUAUGAGAUGCCAAGAGACUAUUCUGGUUGGUUUGUGAAGUACAUUGUUGAUCUUGACGCAGUUAUGAAAGCAUUUCCAGGGUCCAUUAACGAAGGUGUUGACCCAUCAGACGUGAAUUACUACAUGUUUCUUAUACUAAAUCUUACACGAAUGGAUGACGAUGAUGAGUCAUUUCUAUUGUUUACCUUACCAGGUAAGGCCAUGCGUUACAAUUUGUCGGACAGGACUUUUAAGAUUGCUUUAGACUUGGAUGAAGGUCAAAGCGGGAUUGCCCCAAUUGUCCCAUGGGCUGUUGCAUUUCCAUACAUUGAAACUUUGGCUUGUGUCUGAUAAUAUUUCUUGCAAGAGCCAGUAGAGUCCCCUGUUUUCACUCUGUUGUUGUUACAUUUAUGGAAUUGCAAGCAUGUGUGUGGUGACCAUACUUUUUGUUUCUUUGAGCUGAUGAAUUUUUAGAUUUGAUGGGAAUGCUGAAGGCAGGACUAGUGCAGCUGGAUCACCUCCUUUUCAGGG